AUGCGACCAAGCGGAGAGAAGAGAUGUGAGGGUGAGCUACGGUUGGAAGAGAAGUGGCCACCAAAGGAUGGUGGCCGAGCAUGGCAACGAAAGCCAAAAGAGAAGGGGUUAUAUUUCCUUUUUGUCGUUAACAAUAAAGUGACUGCCCCUACAGGUGUGAAGGACAAUAUUCUAGAAAGAAUCCUGUCAACCCACUGUUGUGUUUUCUCAUUGUUUCUUCUUGGGAAUUCUUUCCCCUCUUUGUUAUCCUUUUGUUACGUGUUAUUUUUGUACGUAGCUUCACCACAAGGGAAUCGGAACGAGAAUGAUCCAAAUAAUACAACUAUAUUUGUUGGUAAUUUGGAUUCUGAUGUGACGGAAGACCAUUUGAGAGAGGUUUUCAGCCCCUAUGGUCGGUUGGUGCACGUGAAGAUUCCACGAAACAAGGGUUGUGGAUUUGUUCAAUUUGCUGAUAGGAGCUGUGCCGAAGAAGCACUGCGAAUACUGAACGGGACUCAGUUGGGUGGACAAAGUAUUCGACUUUCUUGGGGCCGUAGCACGCCAAACAAACAGGCCCAAUCAGAUCCAAACCAGUGGAACAGUGGAUAUUAUAGAUACGGCCAAGGAUAUGGUUAUGGCUAUGCUGCUGCGUCCCAAGACCCCAACAUGUACUAUGGAGGAUAUCACGGCUACGGAAAUUACCAACAGCCUCAGCAGCAGCAACAAGUUGGAUAUAGCUAAGUUGAUAAUCUUUUGGGGCUGCUGUUCUAUUUAAUAGUAUUAUGAACUUGUGCUACUUAACGUCCUUGUUUCGCAGUGGAGGGCUAUAAUUUCAGGCUGUUUUAUUCUCCUUGCUAAUAGCAUAUAUGCACUGUUUAAACCUUCCUUUUAUCACAAAGUUUUGUACAAUCCUUGGUGUUAA
Molecule: messenger RNA, 901 nt
Organism: Hibiscus syriacus
Lineage: Eukaryota; Viridiplantae; Streptophyta; Magnoliopsida; Malvales; Malvaceae
Product: polyadenylate-binding protein RBP45-like
Exons: 5
Coding region: 1-720 (239 amino acids)
Molecular function (GO): RNA binding
Source: RefSeq, a predicted model, not a curated record